Messenger RNA from Oryza sativa Japonica Group (Japanese rice), 6446 nucleotides. Lineage: Eukaryota; Viridiplantae; Streptophyta; Magnoliopsida; Poales; Poaceae. The record is from RefSeq and is a predicted model, not a curated record.
UGGGCAGCACAAUUUUCAGGUAAAAGAAGAGCCAAAAAAUGAAAGUAGUGAUGAUUAUGAAAAGAACAAUCAUCGCAAAACAAAGAAAGAGAGAUCAAACAUGAGAUCUACAAAAAGAUCAAAGAAGGUAUGUUUAAUUGCUUUCUUACAUAACAAUUCGUAAAGUUGUUUAUAGUAGUACACUAAUAAUGAUGUUUUAUAGGAACCAUACAUUACCGAUUCUGAUGGGAAAACAAAUGAAAAGGCAAUCACAAUCGAUGAUGAUUCCGAAGAAUCACUUGAUGAUUAUUUUGAUGAAGAAUACAAUAAAAAGGUUACCCAGGAGAGUACAAAGACAAAUCCUUCUAAAAGAAGAGUUACAAGACGCUUUAAAAUAGCUAACAAGGUACUUCAUUUAUUUACUUUCCAAAUUCACUCAAUUUAGUUUUCACAUAAAUUAUUUACCAUUUCAAUAUGGCACUAUGAUAUAGGCUAAGAAAGAUCUUAUAUUACAAUAUAAAUAUUAAUUUGCAGUCAAUGUUGAAGUGCAAUGAUGAUUAUGGCUUCACUGAUUUGCAAAAAUCAGAAGAUGAGGUAAUAUAUAACAAAUAAAAAAUAUUUUUACAAUAUAUAUUAUAUAUAUAAUUAUUUAUUGGAUGUUCUGUAGUUUGGGCAGCACAAUUUUCAGGUAAAAGAAGAGCCAAAAAAUGAAAGUAGUGAUGAUUAUGAAAUGAACAAUCAUCGCAAAACAAAGAAAGAGAGAUCAGACAUGAGAUCUACAAAAAGAUCAAACAAGGUAUGUAUAAUUGCUUUCUUAUAUAACAAUUCGUAAAGUUAUUUAUAGUACUACACUAAUAAUGAUGUUUUAUAGGAACCAUACAUUACUGAUUUUGAUGGGAAAACAAAUGAAAAGGCAAUUACAAUCGAUGAUGAUUGUGAAGAAUCACUUGAUGAUUAUUUUCAUGAAGAAUACAAUGAAAAGGUUACACAGGAGAGUACAAAGACGAAUCCUUCUAAAAGAAGAGUUACAAGACGUUUUAAAACAUCUAACAAGGUACUUCAUUUAUUUUACUUUCCAAAUUCACUCAAUUUAGUUUUCACAUAAAUUAUUUACCAUUUCAAUAUGGCACUAUGAUAUAGGCUAAGAAAGGAAAAUGUUCUGAAAUGAAAACUCAGAGAAAUAAGGUACAAUUCUUACUUUUCUUUCAUAUACAAAACGAUUUGUCAAACUAUUACUGACAUGUUAUAUACAAUUGAUGGGUAUUAAUAGGAACCAUAUACUACUGAUUGUGAGAAGAUAGCAAAUGACAAACCAAUUUCGCUUGAUGAUGAUUUUGAUGAAGAAUAUAAUAAAAAUAUGGUCAUGGCGGACACCAGUACUUCUAAAAGAAAAGUCAGACACUACAUAGGACAAACUAACAUUGUACUUCAUUGAGUUUUACUUUCUAUUUAAUGUUACCUUUCAUGUUUGUCCAUUAAUGUCAAUAUGCUAUUGUGCAGGUAAGGGGAAAAGGUUGUGGAAAGAAGAGUACAAAUAUGGGAACUUGCACAAAAAGUGCAAUUGAAAAUACAAUUCAAGAUGAUGAAGUAUUUGAUAUAUUUGUUAAAUAAAUCAUGUAUUUUAACAUAAAAACUUUUUUAAUUAACUAACUAAGAACACAAAAUUUAGGUGCAUGACGGAAAAAUUGCUUCAGGAACUGCUAAAAGACCAUCAAGGAAAUUUAUAAUUUCAGAUAGUGAGGUACUGCAUGAGACAAUUUAUCAAGUUAUUAAUUAAUAUAUUUUUUUUGUAACAACUAAUUUUUUUUCCAUAGGAUGAGCACAGCAGUAAUACAAAGGUGACUGGGGACAGCACCAGCUGUAAUAGUAGUAAGGAAGAUAUAAACAAAGGUCGAUGCAAUUAUAAUAUUGAGAACAUUAAAGUUGACAUGAAUGAGCAGUCCAGUCGAUGCAGAUCAACAAGGAUUAGAAGACCACCCACCCGAUACUCAUAUUAGGUACAACAUAUUACUUCCGGGAAAAUGUUGGUUGCUUUAGAUUUGGUUUGAUUAGUAAAUUAUAAUAAUAUGGUCUUUCGUCUGCAGGUAAUUUAUCGUCAAGAAGGCCCAAAAGAACCAAUUAAAAGGAGGGUUCAGCCAAUACUUUUUAUUGAAGAAUAGUAUUAUAUAUGUUCCUAUUAAUUUUUAUGUUCAUUAGAUAUUGUCAGAUGUAACGUACAACUUGCACUUGCCAAAGGAAUCCUUGGAUUACUUUGUUUAUUUCUAAGAUAGAGAGUUAAUAACAUUCAAUAUAAAUGCAUGCAUGUACCUUCAGUACAUGUAUAUGAGUCGAUCCCUGCUUGCUUCCUCUACCGUUGAUAUCCUAAAAGCAUAUAAAACAAGAUCAGUUGAUUUAAUAAUUCUUAAUUAAUACAAAUCCCCAAGCAAGAAACUUAAUGAUUAAAAAAACUUGAUUAUGUAAAAUGGAAAUCAAUCAAGAAAGAUGAGCUCUCGGGGCUACCUUCGCUCUCAGCCAUGCUUGAUGUUGCUGCACCUGCUAUCCGCACUGCCCCAACACCUGCCAUCCCCACUGCCCCAUUUCCUACAAAUACCACCUCCCAUACCAGAGCCAACUAACCGAUGGCUAACACUGCUCCUGAUCUAGACAUCCUGCGGUGGAUCUACCAAGGCACUGACUUGGAUGCCCUAUGGUGGAUCUAGACAUCCUGCGGUGGAUCUACCAAGGCACUGACUUGGAUGCCCUAUGGUGGAUCUAGCCAACCAGUCUUUCAGCCGUCGCUACCACAAGGCAUUCCCUCUCAAAUCGGCUCCGAUGGAUGAGUAGUGGAGGAGAAGGUAGUGAUGAGUGAGCUAGAUAGAUUGGAGAAGAAUAUAUGUUCAGAUUCUCCGCCGCCUGGCCUUCGCCCUCAUGUGGCCAUUCGGGACAGGAAGACAAACGCGACCGCAGCGCAGAUAUGUGGCCAGGAAGGGCUUGGGAGGAGAUAACAAUGUGCCUGCAAUUUUACACUUUGGUCCUGCAGUGGAUUUUAAUUUAUAAAUGAGCCCUCAGUCUAUUAUCAGUACUUCAGUAAUGAAACGUGUUUAGUAUUUACCAAAAUAUAAUGAAUCUCCUUAGGAUGAUUGUAAACCUUUGGAUGUUCUAUAUAAAACCGCAUCAAAGGAACUUUCCAAAUGUGUAAUAUUUAAAUGGAUUUCACAAUAAUUUAAUUAACUUCUGUAAAAAUCAGGCAAAAAAUAUCUAAUUAGAAAUUUGACAAUAUAUAUAUGCAAUCUAUUUUCAAGUACAAUAAAAAAAUAUACCAUCUAUUCAGCUUAUCAUCCGUACCAAUAAUUUCAAUUUUAAAACUGCCAAAAAAAGCCACAUUGUUUUUUAUAUAACCGUACUAAAAGUAUUGCAAAAUAGAGUUGACCGUACACAGUAUUAAGGAAUUACAUCUUAUACAUAGAAUGGAAACGAUACCAUUAAAAAGAAUGGAAGACAAUUGUUCAAGUAUAGUAAUAAUAUGGAUGGAGUACUAAUCCACGACACAUAGGUUCAUGGAAAUUCCACGGACUCUAUAUUCCUAUAUAAAUUAAUCUUACAACAAUGCUGCAAUAAACAAUCUACUCUUCCUUUCUUCCGGAGACACCAGUCAGGUCCCUAUCAGUUCUCUCCAUCAUCUUCCAUCACAGUGCAACUUAUAGAUUUAUAUUGACAAACACUCACAUAUGCAGUUGAUACUUUAUAUUUUUUGACAUUUGAUUCGCAGUUGAUACUUGCACAACAAAAAUAUAGGAAAACACGAUGCAGAGUGGAAAUCACCCUACGGAUGAUGGCAGUCCAACACAGGACAGGUAAGAAUCACCCUAAAUACCUUAAUCGUUUGUGAUUGACUCCUGCAAACUGCGACAAUUAUGAACUGAUUUUCAUAUCCAAUUUUAACAGUUCAAACUUGACUGCUCGAGCCAAUUGAAAGGAAUUAUCGCGGUUAGCAAGAUCGAAAAGGAAAAGAAAACUAGACCUGAGAAGGAGCGGAUCUCCAUCGACCAAAAAUUACUCCAGUGCGGAUGAAACAAAUGCUCUUCAAAGGUAAACACUCAAGUUAUCAUCACAAUUACUAAAAAGGAAAUGCGUCAUAUUUAACAAGGAUAUGCCAAAAUUUACCAGGAAAAGAAAACUUGAUGAAAAAAGGACUGGGUUUCAAAUGAGCAACAAUGAGUCAAGCGCAGAUACAGGAAGUCCCCUGCAAAGGUAAAAUUAUAGGCGAAGAAUACAAUUACCUAUGAAGGUCCUGUAUUUAAUAACAAUUUAUUUCAACCGCAACAAUUAUGAACUGAUUUUCAGAUCCAAGUUUAACAGUUCAAGCGUAUGUAUUUAAUAACAAUUAAUUUCCGAAUAGGUACAAUACAUCAGAAUCAGUCAAAAAAAGUAGUUAUCUCCCUGUUUUGACAUCCAAUUUUCACAGCUCAAACUUCACUGUUGAAGUAAACUCAACGGAACUCGCACGCUUAUCAAGACUGAACAGGAAAAGGAAACUUGACCUUAGAAGAAGCGGAUCUACAUUGAACAACAGUUCGACCUGUUCAAAUCCAGCAAAUCACAUUGAAAGGUAAACAUACAGAAAAUCAACAAAAUUGUUAGAAAGGAAAUUUUUCCUUAUUUAAGAAUAAACACUGACUGUGAUAUGAAUAAAAUUAGGUCUAGAAAAGAAAAAUAUCAGAUCCCAUCAACCAACAUGGAAACGAAUAGGUAUGUUAACCACAUUAUAAAAAUGAUAUUGCCAUUCAGUUUAUUUUUAAAUCACUUUUUUCUUUUAUGAAAAAAAUAUUUGUCUUCCAGUCUCAAGAUGAAUGAUCGAGUAAGUAAGGAAGAAAACAUUACAAGGAAUAAGGUUGCUGAUACAGGAAAUCCCCUGCAAAGGUAAAAUUAUAAGCAAAGAAUACAAUUACCUAUGAAGGUCCUGUAUUUAAUAACAAUUUAUUUCAACCGCAACAAUUAUGAACUGAUUUUCAGAUCCAAGUUUAACAGUUCAAGCGUAUAUAUUUAAUAACAAUUAAUUUCCGAAUAGGUACAAUACAUUAGAAUCAGUCAAAAAAAAGUUGUUAUCUCCCUGUUUUGACAUCCAAUUUUCACAGCUCAAACUUCACUGCUGAAGUAAACUCAACGGAACUCGCACGCUUAUCAAGACUGAACAGGAAAAGGAAACUUGACCUUAGAAGAAGCGGAUCUACAUUGAAUAACAGUUCGACCUGUUCAAAUCCAGCAAAUCACAUUGAAAGGUAAACAUACAGAAAAUCAACACCAUUGUUACAAAGGAAAUUUUUCCUUAUUCAACAAUAAACACUGACUGUGAUAUGAAUAAAAUCAGGUCUAGAAAAGAAAAAUAUCAGAUCCCAUCAACCAACAUGGAAACGAAUAGGUAUGUUAACCACAUUAUAAAAAUGAUAUCGUCAUUCAGUUUAUUUUUAAAUCACUUUUUUCUUUUAUGAAAAAAAUAUUUGUCUUCCAGUCUCAAGAUGAAUGAUCGAGUAAGUAAGGAAGGAAACAUUACAAGGAAUAAGGUUGCUGUACCACCAAGGAAGAAGAAAAAAUCAAGCGUGAAAGAAUGGAAUUUUGGCAAGCCUACAUGCACAUGUCAACACUGUGGUGCACUUUUCUGGUAUGAAGAAAGAACUCGUGGCAAAGGAAAAGGGCCACCUUCUUUUAGCUUAUGCUGCAAACAGGGCAAGGUUGACUUACCUACACUAAAGAAACCACCUACUUACCUUUCAAAUCUGAUGUGCAAAGAAAAAGGAAAGAGAUCGAGGAACUACAUGGACAAUAUCAGAGUAUAUAACUCCAUGUUUGCAUUUACCUCCAUGGGAGGAAAAGUUGACAGAGAGAUAAACAAUGGGUCUGGACCAUAUGUUUUCCGCAUGAAUGGCCAGAACUACCACCGAAUAAGUACUCUACUGCCUGAAGAAGGCGAUAAACCUCGCUGGGCGCAACUUUACAUCUAUGACACUGAGAACGAAGUCAAAAAUAGAAUUGACGCAUCAACAUCAUCCCAUAAUAGAGAAUCAAUAGAUUCACACAUUGUCUUAGGCCUAAAGAACAUGCUGGACAGAGAAAACGUACUAGCACAGACAUUCAGAAUGGCAAGAGAUAGAUUCAAAGAAGGUGACUAUCAUAAUGUAAGCCUACGACUUAUAAGGAAGCGUGGUGGAGAUGGCAGGCAGCAUAACAUGCCAUCAGCAUCGGAAGUGGCAGCACUGAUUGUUAAUGACACGAGUGAGAACCAAAAAGGACGUGACAUAAUUGUUCAUUAUAAAGACACAGGGCCCAGAAGAAUAUCAGAAAACCAUCCAAAAUUCAUGGCAAUGCAGUACCCGUUGCUAUUUCCCUAUGGAGAAGAUGGCUUCACAAACAAAAUAUUGUACAGAGAUAACCAUGGAUCCAAAUGCAAGAGGAAACAUUUGACCAUGCUGGAUUCAUUGUUGAUGCACUAG